AUGGGACGAAAUAGAGCGAGGCAGAAGGGCUGCAACGCGACUAGACGAGAGGCGCUGCGAGGCGAGGCGAGGCGAGGCGAGGCGGCGCGCCUGCGCACGUGCGCGAGGCGCCGGUGCUGGCGCCGGCGAGGGCAGCGCGCGCCGCGCCGCGCCGAGCCGCGCCGCCCGCCAGUGGAGCGGAGCCGACCCGCCGCGCCGCACGCCGCCGUUGCCUCGUUCCCUCUCCUCGCGGCGCACGGAGAUCGCUCGCCAGUGGACGCGCUUUCUUUUCCUCAGUUCGUGCGCAAACUUUUCUUCAAGAUAUUUAUCAAUUCAGCGUCUUCCGCCGUCGCCGCCGCCGCAGCAGCAGCAGCCGCCGCCGUCACCGUCACCGUCUCCGCAGCCGCCGCCGCCGCCAUCGUAGUCGUCACAGCCGUCGCCGCCCCCGCCGACAUGGGUUCCGCCGCAGAAGACAGCAAAGCUGUCGCACACUCG
Messenger RNA from Gryllus bimaculatus (two-spotted cricket), 474 nucleotides. NCBI's taxonomy places the organism in Eukaryota, Metazoa, Arthropoda, Insecta, Orthoptera, Gryllidae. The record is from the annotation of a GenBank genome assembly.